Diaporthe batatas is the source of this 1385-nucleotide messenger RNA. RefSeq lists its product as uncharacterized. Bases 195 to 1265 code for a protein of 356 amino acids. NCBI's taxonomy places the organism in Eukaryota, Fungi, Ascomycota, Sordariomycetes, Diaporthales, Diaporthaceae. The transcript has a single exon. The record is from RefSeq and is a predicted model, not a curated record.
AAAAAAUGAAGCUUCCUGUGUCAUUCAGGGCUGAGUCUUUGACGGAUUGCCUCGCUCUGCCUAUAAAGCUUGCAAGCUCCGUGCUAACCCUAGAACUCAAACCUUAGAAUAGUCUCAAGCACAACACCUUCAAUUCUACAAAAUCAAUUGCAAGACGAGACAGACAGCUAAGGUUCAGACACAAUUCAACCAACAUGACGGGCCCACCAUUCACUCUCCCGAGCAAGUACGCAGAGGUUCACAAGCGGGAGAAUCAGCGCGGCGUAGGCGAUGCUCGGCCAACUGGUGUGCAGAUCCUCAAAGACGAGAACAGAUUCGACGGGUCCCUCGACAAGAAAGUAGCAGUUGUCACGGGCUGCUCCUCAGGCAUCGGAGUUCCAACAGUCGAGGCUCUUGCGGCAGCGGGAUGCAUCGUUUAUGGCGGCGUCAGGGGAGCCAGUAUUGAACGCGCAAAAGAGGCGUUCUCAUCAGUACUAAAGGACCCUCGGACCAAAGAUAAGGUUCAUCUACUAGAUCUGGAUUUGACGAGCCUUGCAAGCGUCAAGGGUUUUGCCGAUGAAAUCAAGAAGAGGGAGUCGCGCGUCAAUCUCCUUAUCAACAAUGCCGGGAUCAUGGCUGUUCCUACGCGGGUGCUCACCAAAGACGGCUUCGAGUCUCAAAUUGGAACCAACCAUCUUGCCCACUUCUACCUCUUUCAAAACCUCAAGGACCUCUUGAUUGCAGGAUCCAAGGCCUCGCCAGACUUUGCAUCCCGUGUUGUCUGUGUCAGCAGUUCUGCGCACAAAAACAACCCCGUCAUUCUAGACGACAUCAACCUCGCCAAGCCCGGGAGCUACGAACAAUGGAAAGCAUAUGGCAAUUCCAAGACUGCUAACAUCUGGAUGGCAAAUCACAUAGAGCGCCUCUAUUCGUCUCAGGGAAUCCACGCCUACUCACUCAUGCCAGGUGGCAUCGCGACGCCGCUGCAGAAGCACGUGCCAGAAAUGAUGGAGUCUGUCAAGGAGCUGGAGACGGUUAAGAACUACAUGAAGAACACGGAGCAGGGGUGCGCGACGACCAUCUGGGCGGCCACGGCACGCGAUCUUGAGGGCAGAGGAGGAGUGUUUUGUGAGGAUUGUUGUGUCAUCGGAAAAAUGGACACCGUGGGCAACAAUGGAAUUGACAACCUUGCUCCUGGGUACGCUGAAUGGGCCUAUGAUCCUGAAGGGGAGGAGAAGCUGUGGAAGGUGAGCAACGAGUUGGUUGGACUCGAGGCCAAUGCUUAGGGGUCCUACUCAGACAUCUGCUUUUUUGAUGGGCUAGGAAAAAAUACACGAUGCGUUCUUUCGAAAUGGACCAGCGUAAAUAGAUCUGACAAUGAUAUUGCAAGAUUGAUUGGAGUCUCA